GUUUUACUCUCCAUUUAUUUUUACUUGUUUUUUGUCAUUUUUUUAUUAUCCUUUAAAUAUUUAACCAAAGUUCCGGUUACUAAGCAACAGGGCAACAAGAUAGUAUGAAGUGGAAUCUCCUACUGAUUCUCUUCCUCACCAGAUUUUGUUGCGGUGCCAGUGCUUUGAAUCUCACCAGCUCUGGCCAGAUUGCGAGAUCUUUCGUGCAGAGCUUGAAGGAACAGAUUCCCUCGGCAAACAUCAGUGAACCUCCUAAGCCACAAACCGGUUCUCUUGCAAGUCGGAUAGUGAAUUCCACAAGGAUUGGAAUGCGUCUGUCAUCAGAAUUAUACGCACAGCUUUACAGGCAGCUGUUCCAGUCUCAACUGCAGUCACAACCAGUGCAGCCACAUGGCCAUGGUGCAGUCCCGGAAACGCAAUCUGGACUUUUGGCCACGCUGAUAGAGAAGCUGACUGCUUCCUCAAGAGCACCCAACGUGACAGAACAGACGUCUGAAGUUGGAGAGCAGCCGGACGUUUCUCAUAUGAAUGCAACACAACUAGCAAAUGCAAUGGAAGCAGGCAGCUCGUCAGUGCGAGGAGGAGAUGCCGUAAACCAAACAACACCAACUUUGGAUCACAACAACAAUAACAAAAACAACAACACUAACAAUGUCUCUACUGUAUUCUACAACAACAAGUAUGAUUCCAAUAUUUUUAAAGACAGCAAUCGCACAGACAACAACUGUGCCAAUAACACCAACAAAAACAAAAACAAUAUUAAUAAUAAUAAUAAUAAUAAUAAUAUUAGUAGCAAUAAUUGUAGUAGUUUUAAUUUCUCACAUCUUAACUGUUCAGACUGUAGUCAUCAAGUGCUUUCGAACAACAAUACCAGAACCUCAACAAACAGUAGCCAUUUUUGUUACAAAGUAAUGCAGUCUUUUCACACGGACAAAAUAGAAAAUACACCAUCCAGCUUCAACACGUCAAUGCAGCUUCCAGCCAAGAGCUCUGUCCUCCAUCUAGCAUAUGUUGCUACGAAUAUAUCUGUGAACUUGAAUGCCACAAACAUGUGGAUAUCUCUGUCUGUAAACGAAGACAGGACAUGGAUUAUACGCCUCACACAGUUUUACCUCUUGUUUGACAUCACUUCAUUCCUGCAACCAAUCAUAUCAUUUGAAAACUCUACCCUUCUCCUUUUGCGAUUUUUCUCUGAGUGCAGACUUAAUGGAGGACAAAUCACACCUUGCCCAGAAGUGGAUUACAAAUACAACGAAAUCUGGACAGAAUUUUGUUAAGCUCUGUGCUUUUACAUGUCUUAUCGGCAUAUGUGUGUGUAUAUGUAUGUAAUAAUGUGUGGGUGUGUAAAUUGUGUGUGUUGAUGUGAGGCAGUCAAGUGGUUAAGAUAUUGGAAUAGCUGCUCAUGGACUGUGAUUUCAAAUCUGUUUUUAAGCAAAACCCUUCAUUUCUACAUUGCUUCAGUUUGCAAAGCUAUCGGGGAGUACCAAAUCAUUUUGGAAUAUUCCAGAUAAGAAAAAGAGUGGAAUCUACCAAAGUUCUCUGAUUAUCAUGUCAUUGGGUCUGUACUUCAAAUUAUGGAAUGUAUACAAUGGCUGGUGUACAACUUAGUCCAUGUGAAACUCAUCAGGUACAGACAUCUGCCAGCAGGUGGGUGUCUUGUUUGACCACAAGGAAUUUCCAAAUCAUAUAUGUAUGCAUAUUUGUGUGUGUGCGUGUGUGUGUGUGUGUGUGUGUGUGUGUACAUUAAUAUCGAACACUGAGAAUGAGUGCUAAACACCAUUGUUCAAACUGGAGAUGAGUACCAACACUUCCAUGUGGCACACUUGAAAAAUUGUGAAGAUCCCUUCACAUGAAACCAUU
Octopus sinensis (East Asian common octopus) is the source of this 1860-nucleotide messenger RNA. Its product is annotated as GATA zinc finger domain-containing protein 14-like. NCBI's taxonomy places the organism in Eukaryota, Metazoa, Mollusca, Cephalopoda, Octopoda, Octopodidae. Bases 105 to 1277 code for a protein of 390 amino acids. The transcript is spliced from 3 exons. The record is from RefSeq and is a predicted model, not a curated record.